AUGACGGGGCUAUUUUCUUUGAAGCGUGACCCAAACGAAGCCGGAGCUUUUGAUGUCUCCCAAGGUCCAGCUGAGAAUACCCAGAAGAAACAACAAGAGGAAUAUAAUCGAAAAAAGGCCGUAAUUCAUAAUGAAAUACCCGGAAUCGUUACAUCUAGUCCCGUUAGAAGUACACAGAGCAGCCUUCAUCCAGAACACGAUGACAAGGGAAGCCCGGAGAAGAUCAAUGAUACGACUGACAAAUGGGAUAUCGUUCGCUUGUCAUUGAUGGAAGCAUAUCUCUUUGGAUGCGCAAACUUACUUGCUUUCCCCGAAAUCACAGAAGAGCUCGCAACAGUACAGCAUGAUACGAAGGGAAAUCAUACUGAGACGUCUGUCACUUCGGUUAGAACGACAACAGAUGGUCCCAUAGAUGACACGGCAAUUUAUACGUCGACACUAUGUGCAAAGUGUUCUGGUGAACGAGCCCCUUUUCAAAAAGUCGAUAUUGACGAAAAGCCUACCCAGCAUGCAAGCAAUUGA
Messenger RNA from Sclerotinia sclerotiorum 1980 UF-70, 522 nucleotides. RefSeq lists its product with no specific name. The transcript is spliced from 2 exons. The coding region runs from base 1 to 522 and encodes 173 amino acids. NCBI's taxonomy places the organism in Eukaryota, Fungi, Ascomycota, Leotiomycetes, Helotiales, Sclerotiniaceae. The record is from RefSeq and is a predicted model, not a curated record.